Molecule: messenger RNA, 1554 nt
Organism: Striga asiatica
Lineage: Eukaryota; Viridiplantae; Streptophyta; Magnoliopsida; Lamiales; Orobanchaceae
Source: the annotation of a GenBank genome assembly
AUGCCUCAACUCCAUAUUUCCCAUUCCCUUGUCUCUCUCACAAAGCAGAUUAGGAAAACUCUUCUCACCCUCGCCAUCAUCCUCUCGCGCAGAAAAAGCCCACCUCUCUCCUUCGGUUUUCAGACUUUCUCAGAUCGGGUUUUAGCCCUUGAGCAUCCGGAAGAAAACUUCCUUCACGCCUCGGAAAAAUCGCCCUCCUCUUGUCGGAAAUCAGCUACAGCCCUAUUGCCGGCGUCGCCUGCCACACCCACGCAGCCGGGACCUGAGAGGAGCGGUGCCUCCCCAUCGCACGACCGCGGCCUCCGCAAACAAGUCGCCGACGUCUGCAAUAUCCGAGCACUUCCCAUCAUCACCGCGAGCGACGGGUCUCCAGUUCCACCGGGAGAUCUCCUUAGCAACCAACGCGAACACCAAGCCCAACCGAUCGUCGGCGCAGGACAUGAUCGAGAUCUGCCGUCGAGGUCGCGUAUCUCGAGCCUUCAACAGCGACGGCCCCGGGAGUUCAGAUCAAGAAGACGGGACCAACCAACCUCUGUUCGCGUGAGCGACCCGCCGACGUCCGCCCAGUUCACAUCUGUUCAGCCGCCACUAACCGUGGCCGCGCACCGUGCCGAGACGACGUCCGCCCCGAAUACCAACGAGUCCGUUCGUGGUCUGUACGCAAGUGGCCGAGUUUUGUGCAGUAGAGCUGAUAAUGUCAGUAAUUUUGUUAAAGUGGAUUCACUGUUCGGACCGGAUGUUCGGCUCGUCUAUAAAACUUAUGCGACUUUGUACUUCGUCUUCGUAUUUGACAAUGCCGAGAAUGAUCUUGCAAUGCUAGAUCUCAUGCAAGUUUUCGUGGAGACACUGGACAAGUGUUUCAGUAAUGUAUGUGAGCUGGACAUAGUGUUCAAUUUUAAAAAGCUUUUAGAUUCUUUGAUAAUGAUAAGUAUGCUAGUGAUCCCUGGAGCUCAUUUGCAGUUUAAAUCUCAGGUGCAUACAAUUCUAGAUGAGAUCAUAUUGGGCGGCCAAGUGCUCGAGACAAGUUCUUCAGAAGUCGUGAAGGCUGUUGACGAAAUCUCGAGGCUAGAGAGCAGUUCAAAUUCGAUUAUUUCAUCAAUCCCUGGUUGGCAGGGUCGAUAGCAUCUGUAAACUCUUGCUAUUCUUUGAUCCCAAAAAGAAAAAAAAAAUAUGUCAAGCUAUGUUGAAUUAAUCUUUUUCCAGCAGCUAUGAAUUAAUCUUUGAAGAUCUACCUCGUUCAUGUUGAUUCACAGAAAUUCUUCUAUUUUUUGUCAAACUAUGUUUUUGGCACAAGUGUGUGUUUGUUGGGGAUAGGAUAACAUGGUCUCACGAGUUUCUCCUACGUGAUGAUUGCUUUUCUUGCCCGUUGUUUGACUGAUCUGAUCUUUUGGGUUCCUUUUCAUUGGGGUCUCACAUGACAACGGAAAACAAAGUUUAGUUGGAUAUGAGAAUUUUCAAGGAUAUACUUUACAGUGCUAUCUAUGUAAUUAGUACAUAUUGUAGUGCAUCAAAUAAAUUUUCUUGUUAAGAAUUCGCGAGUGAAAUCAUGCUUGG